This is a messenger RNA of Protopolystoma xenopodis, 252 nucleotides long. NCBI's taxonomy places the organism in Eukaryota, Metazoa, Platyhelminthes, Monogenea, Polystomatidea, Polystomatidae. The record is from the annotation of a GenBank genome assembly.
AGAGCUGUUCUUGCGGGCUACCGUCGUCUGCGACAGCAUCAUGAGAGCAUAGCCCGUCAGGCGGCCACGGCAGCCUUUGUCCGCGAUCUCGACGACGCCGUGGCGGCGUCUCGGGCCGCGGCUCGACUUGCCGAUCCGACCUGGGUUGACGGAGGCGGGGCGCAUGAUGAGAUGGUAUCGGAGAGCUCGCUUCGGAGGAGCCGGACGUCGGCGGUACCAGAGAUGGCGCUACGAGCCCAGCAAAGCAUAUGA